Messenger RNA from Arachis duranensis, 1346 nucleotides. Its product is annotated as homeobox-leucine zipper protein HAT7. Lineage: Eukaryota; Viridiplantae; Streptophyta; Magnoliopsida; Fabales; Fabaceae. Gene Ontology annotation, biological process: positive regulation of DNA-templated transcription. The record is from RefSeq and is a predicted model, not a curated record. The coding region runs from base 235 to 1272 and encodes 345 amino acids. Gene Ontology annotation, cellular component: nucleus. The transcript has 3 exons. Gene Ontology annotation, molecular function: DNA-binding transcription factor activity, RNA polymerase II-specific; sequence-specific DNA binding.
UGUGUGUCUGUUGCAGCAGUCUGAAUCAACCACCACCACCACCAUCAUCAUCAUCAUCAUCAUCAUCAUCAUCAUUCCUCUUUCCGAAGCUUUUGUCUCCAAACAUCACCAUGAGAGUGAGAGCCAACAACCUACCCUCUUAUCAUCAUCAUCAAUAAGUUCCUAUCACUACUAUAUAAUCAACUCAAUACUCCCUCCAAUCUUGUUUGCAUCAACUAUACUUAGCUACUAAUCAUGGCAUUCCCACCACCACCCUCUUCACAAAGUGCUAAUAAUUUCAUCUUCCACAAUCAUGAACACCAACCAGAUCAUCAUCAUCAUCAUCAUCACCAACCCUUCUCUUCUAACUCCCUCAAUUCCUUCCCCUCUUUGCCAAUUCCUUCCCAUCACCACUUCUUAGGUCAACCACACAACACACCCUCUCUCUUUCUCAAGAUGGGUUCACACCAAUUCUUAGGGGGUGGUGGACCUCUCAUGUUGAAAAGAUCCAUGUCAUUUUCAGGGAUCGAGAACAAGUGCGGCGGCGACGGCGACGACGACCUAUCGGAUGACGGAUUCGGGUUCCAAUUUGGGGAGAAGAAAAAGAGGCUGAACAUUGAACAAGUGAAAGCACUUGAGAAGAGUUUUGAGUUAGGGAACAAGCUUGAACCUGAAAGAAAGGUUCAACUUGCUAAGGCCCUUAACUUGCAACCGAGACAAAUUGCUAUUUGGUUUCAGAAUCGGAGGGCAAGGUGGAAGACUAAGCAACUUGAAAGGGAAUAUGAAUCUCUUAAGAAGCAGUUUGAAGCAUUGAAGGUUGAUAAUGAUGCACUUAAGGUUCAGAAUCAGAAAUUACAUGCUGAGUUACAGGCCCUAAUCAAAGGAAAGGAGUAUUAUUGUGAAGAAGAUGGAGCAAUAAUAAGCAACCUUAAUAAGAAAGAAGCUGGAGAGGGUUCAUGGAGUAAUAAUAAUAAUAAUAAUAAUGGUUGCAGUGACAAUAAUAAUAUUUCAUCUUCAGACAUUAACUUAGAUCUCUCAACAACACCAAUUAUAAACACUAGUCCAGUAUCUUCUCAAAAUGCCAAAACUACCCUUGAAUCCAAUAAUGAUAAUUCUCUAAAGCCCAACAACAACAUAAUUCAGCUCCUCCAAUACUCACCAUCAUCAUCAUCAAGACCACAAGGGAUUCCUCAUCAAGAUGAAGGCUUAUGCAACAUGUUUCAUCACCAAAUUGAGGAUCAACAGAAUCUGUGGCCCUGGCCUGAACACCAGCCUCAUAAUAAUUUCCACUGAUCCAAUUCACUCAGGUUCUUAGUAAUAAAAUUCCAAUAUCAAUAGUUCAAUUGAGACAAAAGAAAAUAAAAAAA